CAUUAUGUAGGUCAAAGUCUAAGGUGAAAGGUGGUGAACAGGAAUGGCGGUGAAGCAGGCCAGCGGCGCGGCUGCCGAAAAAAAGAAGCCGAUCGCCGUGAUUUCGCCCCAGAAGAAGGAAAAGCCAGUGAAAAGUGGCAGAUAUGAAAAGGCGAAAGACUCGUCUCGAGCGCAAUCGGUCAACAACGCACGACGACUCUACUAUGCCAUUGCCAUAGCUUUAAACGCUUUUGGCUUUGCAUGUCUGCACAUGUACCACGUAUCAACGAUGUUUGAAAACGACAGGCAUUUUUCACAUCUGUCCAAUUUGGAGAGAGAAAUGACUUUUAGAACUGAAAUGGGUCUCUAUUACUUUUACUACAAAACGAUCAUCGAAGCCCCAACCUUUAGUGAUGGUUUAGUGCUGGUUUUGAACGACAACGUCACCGAGUAUCCCUCUGUUAUAAACACCCUCAAGAGGUUCAACCUAUAUCCAGAGAUUGUGAUCGGAGCCGCUUAUCGGCUCUUCGCGGACGUGACGGGCUGGCUGCAAAUUCCCACCAAGCAGUGCUGGCAGGUGGAAAGGGGCGGAGGGUUGUCCCCGGUGCUCAGCUGCGAGGGCAUUGGCGACCCCAUGUACUUCUACUUGCAGGCCGUGUGGGUGUGCGCCGGCCUCACUGCUGCUCUCAUUGUCAUCUUCGGCACGUACCUUAGCAAAACCUUUGCUGGAGGACUCAUUUCAGUCUUGUGCUUCUUCUUCAACCACGGCGAGAGCACAAGGGUGCAAUGGACCCCUCCUCUGCGGGAGAGCUUCGCGUAUCCGUUUUUGCUCGCGCAAAUGCUCAGUCUCUGCUUCCUCCUUAGAGAUGCCAGGAUGUGCUGGAAAGAGGGUCUACUGCUCGCCACCACAACAGUUUGCAGCCUGGUCACCUGGCAGUUCUCCCAAUUCGUCCUGGCAACUCAGAUCGUGGCAGUUUUGAUCUUGUUUGCUGCUGGCAUCGUCAAGAAACACAUCCUGCUGCUGAUUCUCCUGCUCGUCGCUGCGGCCGUUCAUCACAGUUUGCUGCUGCUGGUCGGCAACGAGCUGCUGGCCUCGUCCUUCCUGGUCAGCCUGCUGGCUGCCUCGCUGCUGGCCAUCCUUCUCCUGGAGCCUACCAUCAGGUGUCUGCCGCUGCUCCUCAGGGGCGCGCUCACCCUGAUCGUCUGCUCGUUGACCGCGCUGUUCCUCAGGUCUCGCCUCACCGCUUUCCUAAACUCCAACGAUGACGCGCACAUUCUGAAUUUGCUGAGGGCUAAACUGGGAAACUACAAGGACUUCCACACCCUUUUGUACACCUGCUCGCCCGAGUUUGACUUUCUCCCCAUUAAUUAUUUAAAGAAAAUCGGCGAAACGCUGCUGCUGCCGACAGUCACUGUCGUUUUGCUUGCUGUUGCGGUCCAGUGCAUGUCUGCAAUCAUCAACUACUGCUCUCAGGAAAGUCUAACGGAUAGUGAACAGAAAUCUAAGGAAUCGGAAGCAACGAAAUGUUCUACAGACAUAUCAAAAUUCGUUGAUGCAGAGGUUCUGUAUUUCAUCCUUCAAACUGCAUUUUUCGCGCUGAUGGCCGCCAUGAUAAUGCGACUCAAGCUCUUUCUAACGCCAAAUCUGUGCAUCCUGGCCUCCCUCCUAGCCUCUCGCAAGUUUUUCAGCGUGAUUAAGUCACGGGCGGUGCACUGGGCCAUGAUUGCCGUGGUGCUCAGUGGGAUGUGCGUGCGGGGAAUGCAGAACAUGAGCCACCAGCGCAGCAUCAUGGGAGAAUACAGCAACCUGGCCCUGGAGCAGCUCCUCGACUGGGUCGAAACUGAGACUCCGAGGGAUGCUGUUUUUGCCGGGCCGAUGCCUCUCAUGGCCAAUCUGCUGCUCUCUACCAGAAGGCCCAUUGUUAACCACCCUCACUACGAAGAUGCUGGACUCAGGGAAAGAACAAAGAACGUGUACACGAUCUUCAGCCGAAGGAGUCCUCAGGAGGUGUACAAAAUUUUGUCGCAGAUGCGCGUUCAAUUUGUCGUGCUGGAAGAGAGCUGGUGCUUUAGAGAGAGCAAGAAGGGCUGUGGAAUGGUGGAUUUGUGGGACGUUGAGGAGCCGGAAAACCGGCACCAGCCGCCGCUGUGCCCGCGCCUCUUCCUGCAGAGCGCGGCGCCGUUCGAGAAGGUCUACCUGAAUAGUGAGUACGUGGUGCUUUGGCUCCACUCUCAGUACGUCGAGCUGUCUCCGAUGAAGGAGUACAAGCUCUGAGGUAAAGCAAGCAUUUGAUCCUGAAAAGCCAUUAUGCAUUUCCUUACUACUUAUUUCGAUGUCUAGUCUGUGAGUUGGCGAUUUUGGCCAAGUAACCGAAACUGAAAUGAAAGAGCACUGAACUCGCAUGCUUUUGAAAAAUGCUGUUCCUUUUGAUAAUAUAUUUAUGUAUUUAUUUGGAUUUUGAAUAAAACGGUCGACUUUACAAGCA
Cloeon dipterum is the source of this 2465-nucleotide messenger RNA. Its product is annotated as protein C-mannosyl-transferase DPY19L1. Gene Ontology annotation, molecular function: mannosyltransferase activity. The record is from RefSeq and is a predicted model, not a curated record. The transcript has 12 exons. Gene Ontology annotation, cellular component: nuclear inner membrane. Lineage: Eukaryota; Metazoa; Arthropoda; Insecta; Ephemeroptera; Baetidae. The coding region runs from base 44 to 2254 and encodes 736 amino acids.